Schizosaccharomyces osmophilus is the source of this 651-nucleotide messenger RNA. It is a transcript of the gene taf10, whose product is annotated as SAGA complex/transcription factor TFIID complex subunit Taf10. Gene Ontology annotation, molecular function: promoter-specific chromatin binding; RNA polymerase II general transcription initiation factor activity. Bases 1 to 651 code for a protein of 216 amino acids. The record is from RefSeq and is a predicted model, not a curated record. Gene Ontology annotation, cellular component: nucleus; SAGA complex; transcription factor TFIID complex. The transcript has a single exon. Lineage: Eukaryota; Fungi; Ascomycota; Schizosaccharomycetes; Schizosaccharomycetales; Schizosaccharomycetaceae. Gene Ontology annotation, biological process: transcription initiation at RNA polymerase II promoter.
AUGAAUGAAAGGGAGCCUAAAGAGGAAAUAAACGAAAAUUUCACUACUAAAGUGGAGUCCGACGAAGACAACGAUGCUAUGAGCCUUGACGAUCUACAGGAAUCCAGCAAUACUGAGCAACGCCUAGAAGAAAGAGAACAAUCGGAAGCAAAAGAACAUGAACAUUCCGGAGACGGUUUCAGAGAAGAUGAGGGAAAAGACGAGAUGCCUCGUCGUGCAAAUGGGUCGAACUAUGUAAUUGAACCUUAUUUGGAAUUAAGAGACAUGGCAAAAAAUAAAACACUCCAAGAAUUCAUGAAUGAAAUGGAUGACUACUCUCCUAUAAUUCCUGAUGUUUUACUUGACUAUUACUUGAGUCUUUCAGGUUUUCGGUGUGCUGACUCCCGUCUUAAGAAGCUCUUGGGCCUAGCCGCUCAAAAAUUCAUUUCUGAUAUUGCUCAAGAUGCCUAUCAGUAUUCCAAAAUUCGUACUGGUAGUAGCUCUACUUCUUCUACCGGGUUUAACGCACCAAACUAUAGUGCUGCAGGUGCCUCCGCCGGUGGUCCAACUCGGAGAGGUGAUCGGGGCAAAGCCGUCUUAACCGUUGAUGACUUGAGCUCGGCAUUGAACGAGUAUGGUAUCAAUUUAAAGCGUCCAGACUUUUACCGUUAA